AACGAGCUCAUAAAGGAGAUUGAAGACAAACAGGAAUCAGCAGAGAAACAGGCUGAAGGUUUCAUCAAAGAUCUGAAACAGGAAAUCUCUGAGCUGAUGAAGAGAAGCUCUGAGGUGGAGCAGCUCUCACGCUCUAAAGAUCACCUCCACCUCCUCCAAAGCUUCUCAUCCCUGAAACCUGCUGCAACCAUCAAAGACUGGACAGAGGUCAGUAUCCAUCCACCAUCAUAUGAGGGGACUGUGGUGAGAACUGUAUGUCGGCUGAAGGAGACACUCAGUAAAGACAUGAAGAAGCUGUUUGAGGCUGAGUUGAAGAGGGUCCAGCAGUAUGCAGUGGAUGUGACUCUUGAUCCUGAUACAGCACAUCCUCAUCUCAUCCUGUCUGAUGAUGGAAAACAAGUACACUGUGGUGAAGAGGAGAAGGAUCUUCCAGACAACCCAGAGAGAUUUUCUGAAGAGCUCCUUGUUUUAGGAAAGCAGAGUUUCUCUUCAGGCAGAUUUUACUUUGAGUUACAGGUCAAAGGAAAGACUGGGUGGGUUUUAGGAGUGGCCAGAGAGUCAGUCAACAGGAAGGAACUCAUCACACCGAGUCCUGAAAAAGGUCUCUGCACUUUAGGAGUAUAUGAAAAUAUUCGUAUAGGUCUUGAGGAUCCUGCAGUCCAUCUCUCCCUUCAGAAGGUGGGGGUGUUUCUGGAUUAUGAGGAGGGUCUGGUGUCCUUUCAUGAUGUAGAUGAUGCAGCUCUUAUCUACUCCUUUACUGGCUGCUCCUUCACUGAGAAACUCUACCCAUUGUUCUGUCCUAAAGUUAACGUUACUAAUGAUAAAGAUCAUGAACGUGGUGGUAAAAAAGUUAAACCGCUGAUCAUCUGUCCUGUCCAUCAGUCAGUCUGAUCUUUUUCCAUGGGGAAAUUUGAUCAAAUACAGAUUAAUCUCAACAUUUGAGAUCAUACACUAAAACACAGAACUGAGCAAACUGCAGCUGCUGAUGAAGAUCAUGAUAUACGCCCAGAAGCUGCAGAACAAGCAAUGAUUUUUUUUAAGUUUUAUGAAUUUGAAGAAAAUUAUUCAUUUGAGGAAGUCCAGCCUGGGAAAGAAAAAACUCUCCUUCUUUCAGUGUUUAAAGGCAUAGACAUUAAAGGAUAUAAUGUACAAAGAUAUGAGUAUAAUGUUAAAUUUGAAUUAUUUUCAAUCACCUGCUGUUAAAAACA
This is a messenger RNA of Oreochromis niloticus (Nile tilapia), 1208 nucleotides long. Its product is annotated as E3 ubiquitin-protein ligase TRIM21-like. The annotation marks the transcript as partial. The record is from RefSeq and is a predicted model, not a curated record. NCBI's taxonomy places the organism in Eukaryota, Metazoa, Chordata, Actinopteri, Cichliformes, Cichlidae. The transcript has a single exon. Gene Ontology annotation, molecular function: protein binding.